AUGAAACUCAGAGCAGUCCAUUUUCUCAUCACAGAAUCUUCGGCUCUUUCCAAAUCUCAACUGAUGAGGGCUGUAUACUUUGCCAAUACUUCUGGUUGCCGAACUACACUACCAUCUACCAAAACUCCAUUGAAUUUCUAUAUUCGCGUGCUAUAUGGCAAACGUGUGGGCAUGUUGGUAGAUGUAGGAGAGGCAGCCGUCUUGGAGGAUCUCAAAGACUUGGCCAAUACGCAAACUCAGCCUUUGACUAAAGUCUGUUAUAAUCGCAGAGAGAAUCAUGAGAAUUGCGGCCGUGUAAUUGGUACGAAUAUCUUGCCAACUCGCCUCAUUGAUGUGGGAACUAUGAAUAACGAAAGCGUUCGGCUCACCACAACAAUGGAUUCCAUGGAACCCUACAAACAUCCAUACUUGAUUCUCAGUUAUUGCCGGGGUAGAGGAAACGACGUUGCAAAAACGACCACAGGGAAUCUUGAGGAUCGUCUGCGCAGCUUCAAUAUUGCUUACCUUCCUAAAACCAUAUAA
Molecule: messenger RNA, 522 nt
Organism: Botrytis byssoidea
Lineage: Eukaryota; Fungi; Ascomycota; Leotiomycetes; Helotiales; Sclerotiniaceae
Exons: 3
Coding region: 1-522 (173 amino acids)
Source: RefSeq, a predicted model, not a curated record